Molecule: messenger RNA, 1002 nt
Organism: Darwinula stevensoni
Lineage: Eukaryota; Metazoa; Arthropoda; Ostracoda; Podocopida; Darwinulidae
Source: the annotation of a GenBank genome assembly
AUGCUGUGGAAAACAGUGUCUCGAUGUGUUCAUAUUUCCAUCCCCCACCUGGCCAAGGCAUCUCCAGCCAAGGUAGAUGCAUCUCUCUUAUCAAGACUCCGCAAAAACACCGGGUACUCGUUUGCCAACUGUCGAAAAGCCCUGGAUGUGUUUGGGGAUGACUUGGAGAGGGCAGAAUUAUGGCUGAAGGAGCAGGCCAAGAAGGAAGGCUGGGCCAAGGCAACUAAGCUCCAAAACCGAGUUGCUCUUCAAGGACUCCUCGGUCUCGCUGUGCGGCCAAACCUGGGGGUCAUCGUGGAAGUGAACUGCGAGACAGAUUUUGUAGCCCGAAAUGCCCGCUUCAGGAAUCUGGUUGCCGAAGUGGUCUCCACUUGUGUGGAAAACUGCUCAUUUGGUGCCAUUGAUAGGCAUCAUUUGAGUGCCAGUGAGCUGUCAGCCAUGCAUUCUCCUCAUUCUGACAAGUCUCUUGCUAAUCUUGUGGCCUCUGAAGUGGGUCAGAUCGGGGAGAACAUAGUGCUUCGACGAGCAGGCAUUCUACGAGUUGCUCCACCAGUGCGGCUCUGCGGAUACGUCCAUCCUGCCGAGGCACCCAGUGACAGCAACAUUUUGCUAGGGAAAUUUGGGGCUCUCCUUGCAUAUUCAACCAAUGGGAAUUCCAGUGAGGAAUCACAUGCCUUAGCCCGUCAAGUGUGUCAGCACAUUGUGGGCAUGAACCCAACCCAGAUUGGCAGUUUGGAGGAAUUUAGGGAGUCUGGAGCACCUCAAAAGCAAGAUGAAGUUAAGGAAUCAGAGGAAACCCACAAGGAUGGAGAAUCGGGAGGAAAGGAGGAAAGUGAGCAUGAUGAAGAGCUUCAAACCAGCUCGAUAGAUGACAGUGAGGAACGUCUAGUUUUCCAGAAGUAUCUUCUUGAUGACACCAUCCAGGUUGGCAAUGUGUUGUUGGACAAUGGCUUGGACGUGGUGAACUUCAUGCGCUUUGAAUGUGGGGAAGUUCAAUCAUAA